This is a messenger RNA of Brassica napus (rape), 2412 nucleotides long. RefSeq lists its product as uncharacterized. Gene Ontology annotation, molecular function: zinc ion binding. Lineage: Eukaryota; Viridiplantae; Streptophyta; Magnoliopsida; Brassicales; Brassicaceae. Bases 1 to 2412 code for a protein of 803 amino acids. The record is from RefSeq and is a predicted model, not a curated record. The transcript is spliced from 5 exons.
AUGGUUAAAGCUAGUGUGAUUGAGGAGAUCUUCAUCUCUCUCAAGAGGCGACGGCUUCUCGGAUCGGAACAGAUCAUCUCUUCCGUCAUCAUCUUCACUUCUCCAGCGUCGGUCAUCCUCGGCGAGUCGGCGUCAUCAUCUCCGCCGUCACUCAGCUCUGUUGCUGCGGCUUCUCGGAUCGGAGUCGAUCAUUUCUUUCGUCAUCAUCUCCACUUCUCCAGCAUCGGCGUCGUUCAUCCUCGGCGAGUCGGCGUCAUCAUCUCCGCCGUCACUCAGAUCCGUUGCUGCGGUAAUCAAAGGAAUCCGCCGCCAUCCGCCGUAAAGGUAUUAAAGGAAAUGCUGCUAAGAUUCACUUUGGCUGCAAAGGAAUCAGAUUAUUUCGUUGUAUCAAAACAGCUAGAAUUGGAGAUUUCGCUUACUUUGGCUGCAAAGGAAUCGUUUCAGUCUUCGGUUAAUGCUGAUUCAGCUAGCUGUAACAAUCAAGCUUCUGAUACAUUUGCUUCGCCUGUUUCUACUGUCCAGAGAGAAAUACAGGAUAGGCUUCCUAAUCAAGUACUAAGCAUUCCAAAACAACUUGACCUUUGUAGGUUCUUACUGAUCCAGCAAGCUGUAACAGGUGUUUCUACAGUUCCUCUGAAUUCUCUUCCGGAUUUUAGUCCUGUCCAUAUUGGACUUUCACCAACAACGAGAGGAGCUGGUGAUAUUAAGGUGAAUAGAUAUUUUAAGACCAAGGGAGAGUUGAUGUUGAGGAUGAAGAAAUGGGCUUUAGAGUGGAAGUUUGAGUACAAGACUGUCUCUUCUAACAAGUCAAGAGUGUUAUUGAGUUGUGUUGAUGACAAUUGCACGUGGAGGAUGCGUGCUACUAAGCUACCUCUUUCAGACUUUUUCGUUGUUAAAAAGUAUGUUCAUGAGCAUACAUGCGAUACAACACACAGGAAUGCCAACCACAGACAAGCAUCUGCAAAGUUGUUGGGUUCUUUGAUUUGCAGCAAUUAUGGAGAAAAGAAGGAAGGUCUCAAACCGAAACAGAUCAUUGAACAGGUCAGGAUCCUGCAUGGCGUUCACAUCAAUUACAAACAAGCUUGGAGAGUGAAAGAAGAAGCUCAGUUCUUGGUUAGAGGGACUCCUGAAGACAGCUAUUACAAUUUGUCUAGGUGGUUGUACAAAGUCACAGAGACAAACCCUGGUUCGUUAACUUAUCAACAAGUGGAUGCUGCUGGAAAGUUCAAGUAUGCAUUUGUGGCUUUUGGUCCAUCGAUAAGGGGAUUCUCAUUGAUGAGGAAAGUUAUUGCAGUAGAUGGUACAUUUCUGAAGGGAAAAUUCAAUGGGACUUUAUUGGCAGCUUGUGCUCAAGAUGGGGAUUAUCAUCUAUAUCCUCUGGCCUUUGCAGUGGUCGACGCAGAAAAUGGCGCCUCUUGGAAAUGGUUCUUUAGAGGUUUGAGCCAGAUGAUCCCGGACGCUUCGGAUCUUGUUUUUGUAUCAGACAGGGCUAACUCCAUUGCUUCAGCGUUGGAGGAUGUUUAUCCCUUAUCUCACCAUGGAAUCUGCAGGAUCCAUCUGCUCCGCAACAUCACUCCUACAUAUUCGAAGACUGGUCUGCUACCUCUGGUGGAAAGCGCUGCUGAUGCUUACAUGUGUCACGAGUUCAGGUUAAUCUUCAAGGACAUAGAGGAUAAAUGUCCUGAAUUGGCCAAGUAUCUAGAAGAUUCGGAUUUUAGGAAGUGGGCACGAUGCUUUGCGCCUGCGAACAGGUACAAUAUCAUGACUACCAACAUUGCAGAGUCUCUUAAUUCUAUGUUGAAGCUGCCUCGUGAGUUGCCACUGAUCUCUCUCCUUGAGACGAUCAGAUUGACACUCACCACUUUGUUUUUUGAGCGACGCGAAGCGGCUGCGAAACAUAAGCACCUGGUUACUCCAAAAAUUGUGCAGAAGUUGGUAUCCAGGUUUGGGGCUGCAAUGGUGCUGAAUGUGUAUCAAGUUGAUCAAAACGAGUUUGAGGUGAAGGAUGAAACUAUGAAGUAUGUUGUUGAUUUGGAGAAACGGCAUUGCACUUGUAAUGUUUUCGACAUUGACAAGAUCCCCUGCAUUCAUGCAAUUGCUGCUGCUAAGUAUAUUAAGAGAGAUGAAAACCGUUACGUCGAUACUUCUCACUUGACAGAAACGUGGGCUAAAGCCUAUGCCGAAAGCAUACACCCUGGUGGAGAGUUGUCAACGUCCACCUAUCCAGCGAAUAUUGACGAACUGUCUUGCCCACCUCCAGCUACCAAAAAGAGAAGUGGACGUCCUCCUACAAAGAGAAAGAGAUCCGUUGGCGAGUUUGGUGUUCCUGGAUCUAAAUCUCAGUCCCACAAGUGCAGCAGAUGUGGCACAGGAGGACACAACAAGAUCACAUGCAAGAGGCCUAUAGGAUGA